This is a messenger RNA of Eremothecium sinecaudum, 1527 nucleotides long. It is a transcript of the gene NPL6, whose product is annotated as Npl6p. The record is from RefSeq and is a predicted model, not a curated record. Gene Ontology annotation, molecular function: chromatin DNA binding. The coding region runs from base 1 to 1527 and encodes 508 amino acids. The transcript has a single exon. Gene Ontology annotation, cellular component: nucleus. NCBI's taxonomy places the organism in Eukaryota, Fungi, Ascomycota, Saccharomycetes, Saccharomycetales, Saccharomycetaceae.
AUGACUAGAAACUCCAGAAACUCUAAAGUAACUUUUAAAUCUGGAGAUGAGUACGAUGAUGAUGAUGCCGUCUCUUAUAGAGAGUCUCGUUCAAGUUCUAAACCAGAAUAUGCUGGAGACGAAGACUUAAACGAAGAUGACAGGGAUGAGGAGUACCAUGAAGAAGAGGAUUAUGAAGACGAAGAGGUUGAUGAUCGUAGAAAGAGAACUAGUAGACAUCAAAGUGGGAAAGAUUCUGAUUGUAACGAUGAAGAAGAUGAUGCUGACGAGGAUGAAGGCGAAGACGCUGAGGAAGACGCUGAGGAAGACGCUGAGGAAGAUGGCGAGGAAGAUGGCGAGGAAGAUGGCGAUGGUAAUGGUGAUGAAGAUGGUGAUGAAGAUGGUAGAAAAGUAAACUAUGAAUCAUCGAAGGAUAGAAAAUCUAGUACAUCACCUGUUAAAUAUCCAGAACAUAUUCCAAUCAAACCAGCUCCAACUAGAGGGCGGCCUCCUAAGAGAAGGUUUGGAAGAAGCUCUUCUCCUGAUUUGACAAAAGCAGGGCUGACUACAAGUAUUCCCAGCAACAGUAAAAGGCCGCGCCUACCAUAUCCUGUUGAUGAUAAGGGUAAUCCGUUACCUGUUUUAAACGACGAGUAUACCCUCCCAGACGAUCCUGAGGGGGAAACCAAAAUCAACAAAUAUGGAGAAUUGUUAGGCGGAAGGCAGUUUGUAGUGCGGACAUUCACGCUUACAGGAAGAGGCAAAAUGAAAUACAUGCUUUCCACAGAACCAGCACGUGCAGUGGGAUUUAGAGAUUCAUAUCUAUUCUUUCAAUAUCAUCCCAACCUCUUCAAGCUUGUUAUUUCCCAAGAAGACAGGAACGAUCUGAUAGACAGAGGCGUUAUCCCUUACUCCUAUCGUAGUCGAUCUAUUGCACUUGUUACUGCGAGGAGUGUGUUUAAGGAAUUCGGUGCUAAGAUAAUUGUGGACGGUAAAAACAUCACUGAUGACUACUAUGCAACGAGUUUACGUGCCGAAGGCAGGGUUGUAGAAGGUACAUACGCUAGAGAACCCAUGUCAAAGAUACCUGGUAAGACCGGCGAUGGAUCAGAAUUUUCUCUUUCUCACAUUAACCCAGCAAGAAAUGCUGUCGAAUUUUUCGAUAAGAAGAAUCAUAACAUAGCACCAGGAAGCAAUAUUAGUGCUACUAAUUGGCUGUAUCAACAUGCUGCCGCCUGCAGCAGGUUCAAUAGUGAUCUUUUUUAUGACCGAGAACGUGUAUUGCUUAUAGAGAAUCUUGGCCUAAGAGACCCUUAUACAAACACGCUGCACCUACCUCAAUCUACGCAAUCUGUAAAGGUACUGGAAUAUCGCAGGACUGAGACACAAACUGAUAACAUAGUUUUCGAAACAUAUAUCAAAGAUAAUGAUCUCGCUAGACGAAAAACAGGACUCGCAAAUGUCCCGUUAGAAUUGUUUGAUGGUAUCUUAAGUGAAGAGGUAAAGCAAGCAAUUCUUGACCAACAGAAUUUUGAGAGAGCUAAAUAA